This is a messenger RNA of Conger conger (European conger), 1060 nucleotides long. RefSeq names its product transcobalamin beta a (gene tcnba). Gene Ontology annotation, biological process: cobalamin transport. The transcript has 4 exons. NCBI's taxonomy places the organism in Eukaryota, Metazoa, Chordata, Actinopteri, Anguilliformes, Congridae. The record is from RefSeq and is a predicted model, not a curated record. The coding region runs from base 448 to 894 and encodes 148 amino acids. Gene Ontology annotation, molecular function: cobalamin binding.
AUUUGCCAUGUCACAUCUCUACAGGGGGCCUGGGUCUCUCAGAACUCAUGGCAUGUGAUCCGUCUUUUUUUAUUUCAUGUUAAAUGUGACAUCCAUAUUUCCUUUAAACAGGCUGAAGUACUUCUGAAAAGGAGCACAACGAGCAUUUCAUGAUUUCAACAUUCCUCACACGGAGGACAGUGAGAAAGCCUCUCACAUAAUGCAUGAAGAAAAAUGUCUUGUUGAUUCAGUGAUGUAACAGACGGAACAGAGCAACGGCUCCUUGAAGCCAGCACUGGAAUGCAUGUCGUCAAAGCCAUUGUGUCAUUCAGGUAUAAAAGGCAGUGAAAGGGUGACUGAGAUCUUUGAGAGGCAGUGCACACGUCUUAUUUAACGUUCUGAGAUAAGAAGGAGUGUUAUUAUACACACUACAGAAAGCAGAGGUUUUGGCCUGAAAGCACAGGCAGAAUGACUGUAAGAGAGACCAUUCUCCUCUCUGUGAUGCUGUUGCUGCUGGAUUCAGGACUCCCGGCAGAUGGAGAUGCUCUCAGGGCAUUGCCCAUCAGGCUUUCUGUGGUAGACAGCAUCUCCAACAUUCCCGUACUGACAUAUCACACCGCUGUGGUGGAGGGAGGCGUCCUGCUAGGCGCCAUGCGAAGACUGCAGCAGACCCAGGACCACUUCAAGUUUACAGUCAGAGAGGACCCAGACUUUGGACUCUUCCUCGAGAGUGUGAACGGUGUGGGAGGCACGGCUUCUGACCAGACCUACUGGGAAGUGCUGCUGGAGUCUUCCGGCACCACGGUUAGAAUAAGCACGGGAAUCGGGUGUCAUGUCCCAAAAGCCAAUGACCACAUCAUCCUCAGGCGCACCACCCGGCCCAAAGCAGGACUGGAGGCGUUUACAGAACAAUGACAAGUCUGGUGAACAAUGUGCAUAUUACAUGCAGAUCCACCUUUUAUUACAUGGAGAGCUUUUCUGUUGUCAAGAAAUGUAACGCGAGCUCCAUGCAAAUUCCUUUUUGUCAGUGAUGAGAGUGCAGAACAGACACAGGUGCCUUUGUAACGAAAUAAAUGGAAAC